AAAAUGAAGCAAAUGUGGAACUUCAGCAGAAAGAUGACUUUGGAUUCCCCGUGAGGUGACACUUCUUUCAAGGCCCUUGUUCUCAGUGUUCAGAGUUGGACACCAGUGUUGAAAUGUGGUGGUUUCAGCAAGGCCUCUCGUUCUUGCCUGUGGUUUUGGUUGUUUGGUCAGCUGCAUCUUUUGUGUUCUCAUACAUCACUGCAAUUGUCCUCCACCACGUGGACCCUUUGGUGCCCUACAUCAGUGACACAGGGACAACACCACCUGAGAGAUGCUUAUUUGGGAUCAUGUUAAAUAUUUCGGCUUUCUUGGGUAUGGCCACCAUGUAUGUCCGCUACAAACAAGUUUAUGCUUUGAAUCCAGAAAGAUCCAGGAUCCUGAGGCUUAACAAGAUUGGCCUCACCCUCGGCCUGAUGAGCUGCUUUGGCCUUUGCAUCAUUGCAAAUUUCCAGAAAUGCAUCCUCUACUACAUCCACGUGGUUGGAGCCUGCCUGACAUUUGGAGUAGGGGCCAUCUACAUGCUGGUUCAGACCAUCCUGUCCUACCUGAUGCAGCCAGAACUUCACAGCAAAGACAUCUUCUGGAUCCGUCUGGCCCUGUCACUCUGGUGCUGGUCAAGCAUCGUGAGCAUGUUUGUUUCCUCAGUUGUCUUAUACAGUGGCCUGUAUGGAACAAAUCUCGUGCAGAAGCUGCACUGGGACCCACAGGAAAAAGGCUACACAGCUCACAUCAUCAGCACUGCCUCUGAGUGGUCACUGGCAUUCUCCUUCCUCAGCUUUUUCCUCACCUACAUCCGAGACUUUCAGAAAAUCUCCCUGCGCGUGGCCGUCAGCCUGCACGGGCAGACCCUUCACAGCACCCCGGGCAGCUCCGGGGCCGAGGAGCGGGCGCUGCUGGUAGCAGGGAGCAUCUAAUGAAGGU
Molecule: messenger RNA, 921 nt
Organism: Nestor notabilis (Kea)
Lineage: Eukaryota; Metazoa; Chordata; Aves; Psittaciformes; Psittacidae
Gene: DRAM2
Product: DNA-damage regulated autophagy modulator 2
Exons: 8
Coding region: 114-914 (266 amino acids)
Biological process (GO): regulation of autophagy; photoreceptor cell maintenance
Cellular component (GO): lysosome
Source: RefSeq, a predicted model, not a curated record